Messenger RNA from Danaus plexippus (monarch butterfly), 1723 nucleotides. Its product is annotated as 5-methylcytosine rRNA methyltransferase NSUN4. Bases 120 to 1661 code for a protein of 513 amino acids. Gene Ontology annotation, biological process: RNA methylation. The record is from RefSeq and is a predicted model, not a curated record. Gene Ontology annotation, molecular function: methyltransferase activity. NCBI's taxonomy places the organism in Eukaryota, Metazoa, Arthropoda, Insecta, Lepidoptera, Nymphalidae. The transcript is spliced from 10 exons.
GACAGCUGACACAGUAUUGUUUUUAAUUCAUUUAUUAUAACCUAAAAGAACAAUAUAAUAACUUUUUUUAUAUUAUAAUUAUUGGAUUAAGUUAAAUCUAAGUUGAAUCUAAAUUAAACAUGUUCUCCUUUUGUAAUAGCAUUAAAAGUUCACAGCUAAAUACAUAUUUAGUUUUACAAGCUCGUUCAAAAUCGAAAACUCAUUGGGCGAAACUAAAAAAGAAAACUGGUCCAAAACACAAAGCUAUGAACCACUUCGACGAAUUUUACGGUUCAGUUUUCGGCGAUAAAUGGGAACCUAUGAGAGAGGCGUUACAGCGACGAUCUAAAUAUGUAGCCGUUGUCAAUAAUUAUGGUGAUGCCGAAGAAACUAUGCAAUACUUAGCUAGUAGAGGUGCACAUUGCCUAAAAACACUCAUGAAUGUCCAACAGGACUUCAACAACCAGUAUCUACCACAAGAACCGGUGGAAAUAAACAAUGAAAAUAAGGGUAACUUUCAAAACUAUAUCAAUCAGCUACAGAGCGAUGAAAUAGCCAAAAUUUAUCCCCAAGGCGAGAUCACGCCUGAGAGAUUGGAAAUCACUGAGGAAAAAAUUUUAAACAGUUCUAAUGAGGAACUAAUUACCGACAAAGAAUUAAACACGAGCUCAAAUCUUAAUGAAGCUAUAGAUCAGGCUGAGAUAGAUGAGUCGAGAUUAAUCCUACCUACAAUGGGACUCUCAUCGGAUGCCUUGUACCAAUAUGUACCGGCCACUAAAAUCAAAGGACUCGAUGAAUGGGUGCCGGAGUCUCUACAUUAUUCAUUCUAUAAUAAUAAUAACACAGAUUUUCCGUUAUUGAUAGAGCCGGAGACGGAGUUUGUGUUUCCGGAACAUUUGAAAGUUAUGACAUAUGAAAAAGAUAGUGAGGCAUAUAAGUUCCCAGAACCGAAAAGGUGUAAAACAGGUGUAUUCAACUAUUAUCCGUUGGACUGCGGCAGUGUGGUGUCAGUGCUGGCGUUGCUGCUUCGAGCUGGUGACCGAGUGCUGGAACUGUGUGCAGCACCUGGGGGGAAGGCUCUCACUACGCUGCAGACGUUACUACCAGAUGUUCUGGUAGCCAACGACGCCUCCAUAUCCAGGUCCAACAGGUUGGUGAGGGUUUUCCGGGACUAUCUGCUGGAUUACGAGACGAACAGCUCUUGGAGCGAACGCGUACGCGUUGUGAGAACAGACGGUCGGAACUACACAGAUGACCAGGGAUUCGAUAAGGUGUUAGUAGAUGUGCCGUGUACAACAGACAGACAUUCCGUGAUGGAAGAUGACAACAAUAUAUUUAGACCGGACAGAGUAAAAGAGAGACUGAGGAUACCAGAACUGCAGUCACAGUUAUUGGUUAACGCCCUCAGGCUGGUGAAACCUGGCGGCGCCGCGGUAUACAGCACGUGUUCCUUAAGCCCCGUACAGAACGACGGUGUCAUCCACGCGGCCCUGACACAGGCCUUUAGAAACCACGGUAUCAUUGCUGCCGUCAAAGAUCUGUCACUGCCGUUCAGAGCUUUAAAUAGCACUCUAUGUCUGGGCGAGGGUUCCGUCAAACCAAAGUACGGUCAACUCAUUAUACCGGACAUAUCAGCUAAUUUCGGGCCCACUUAUGUAUCUAGACUGGUUAGACUUAAAUGAGUAUAUAUGUACAUACAUUUGGGAUUCUAACAAAAUCAUUAAAAAUAUAGUUGUCUUAUAAA